Agrilus planipennis (emerald ash borer) is the source of this 648-nucleotide messenger RNA. It is a transcript of the gene Ccdc58, whose product is annotated as coiled-coil domain-containing protein 58. Bases 99 to 518 code for a protein of 139 amino acids. The transcript has 3 exons. The record is from RefSeq and is a predicted model, not a curated record. NCBI's taxonomy places the organism in Eukaryota, Metazoa, Arthropoda, Insecta, Coleoptera, Buprestidae. Gene Ontology annotation, cellular component: mitochondrial intermembrane space; mitochondrion.
CACAAAUAAAUGUACAUAGAUAUUACAUGUGGUACCUAACCUUAUUUAACCUAAAACUUAGUAAAUAAUUUUAAAGUUUUUAAUUAUACCUUUUUAAAAUGGAAAACACUUUACAAUGUGCUGAUUUUAGUUUAUUUGAGGAGAUGUUAAAAAAUAUGCGUAGAAUGGAUGAUCUUAUAAUUAACACUCUUAAUACUGUAAUACCUACCGAUUCAUUUCACCCUGAUGGGAAAGCAGCAUGUUUGGAUCUAAAAAAGCAAUUAGACGAUUCUUAUACUAAACGUGAAGACGCAUUAAAGCAUUGUAUUACUGUAACAACAAAUGAUGUAAGGAAAUUGAAGGCCAGUAGAGAAAAUGACAGUAAUAAUUUGCAGUUAUUAAAACAAUUAAAAGCAGAACAAACAAAGCUUAAAAUGCUUCGAGUAGAAUUGGGCGCUGAGGAAUUAAUUAAAGAAAGAACCACAAAAGUGUUCAAUGAAAGAUGCAGAAAAUACUUAUCUGGCAUUUCCCUGCCAUAGUACCUAAUAGAAUUAAGUAGAACUCAUUUAGGCUCAAAAAAGUCUGAUUUGUUGUCACUAUAUGUUAAUGUUAAUUUUUAUAAAAACUAAAAACAUAUAUAGGGACAAAAUAGAUUUGUAAAUAAAUUUU